This is a messenger RNA of Etheostoma spectabile (orangethroat darter), 977 nucleotides long. It is a transcript of the gene brms1, whose product is annotated as BRMS1 transcriptional repressor and anoikis regulator. The record is from RefSeq and is a predicted model, not a curated record. Lineage: Eukaryota; Metazoa; Chordata; Actinopteri; Perciformes; Percidae.
UGAUUGGCUGAAUUUACGGGUUGUAGAGUCCGGCAAGGUAGCUAUCGAACUGAAGACUGAAGUGAAGAGGAAGUACUUAUUAAAAUGGAAAUAUUGAAAAUGAUACUUUAACUUUGUAAAGCCGAGCAGAGGGAGAAGCCAGCCAUGCCAGCCCAACCCCCUGUGAGGGAGGCGGAGGAGGAGAUGGAGGCAGAAGGAGAGUCCCAACUCCCUGAAACCAACGGAGAGGUGGAGCAAUCCAGAGAGGAUGAAAGAGGAGGAGAGGAGACCAUGGAGGAGAGCACGGAGGACAGGGAUAGCGACUUGGAGGAUAGUGAAGAGGAGGAGGAAGAAGAAGAGAGUUCAGAGAUGGAUGAGGAAGACUGUGAACGCAGGAGAGGAGAAUGUCUAGAUGAGAUGUUGGAUCUGGAAAAACAAUUUCAGGAGCUGAAAGACAAGUUGUUUCGGGAGCGGCAGAACCAGGUGAAAGUGAAGCUGGGCGAGGUGCUGACAGGGAAGGCUGGAGAAUACAGAGAACCGCUGGUUUUACUACAACAGAGCAUGCACAUACAGACACAAGUGGCCGGAGUGUACAGAGAGCUGUGUCUGCAGGUGAUCAAACACAAGUACGAGUGUGAACAACAAGGAGCAAAGCAGCACCUGGAGAGUGAGCAGAUCUUGCUGUUUGAUGCCAUGAAGACCGAACUGCUGGAGAAGAUAAGAAGACUGGAGGAGGACAGACAGAACGUAGACCUUACCUCAGAGUGGAGUGAUGAGAUGGGCAAGAAGUGUAAAAGAAAGAACCUGCUGAGUUGGUCGGGGAAGAAAAAGAAAGCUGCUCUGGUUUCAGGGCCUUUCAUUGUCUACAUGUUGAGGGACAUCGACAUCAUUGAAGACUGGACCGCUAUCAAGAAGGCAAGAGCAGCACUGCCACCACUAAACAAGAAAGGUGAAAAGUGGUGAUAACAGAAGGAUCUUAUUGAAGACCAGUGGCAAAC